This is a messenger RNA of Rubroshorea leprosula, 998 nucleotides long. NCBI's taxonomy places the organism in Eukaryota, Viridiplantae, Streptophyta, Magnoliopsida, Malvales, Dipterocarpaceae. The record is from the annotation of a GenBank genome assembly.
UUUUUUUUUUUUGUGUGUGGAAACAGUCUUUCGUUAAAAUGCAUCAUUUUAGGCACACCCCCCGCGUUUUAAUCUCUCAGACAAAACCGCAACAAACACAAAACUCUGCUUUCCUCCAUUCAGAUAUUCUGUUUGAAUUUCGUCUGCAAUCCAAUCCACAAAUCCGAUUUUCUCUAUCUUUAGCCGCAAAAUCUCCAAUUUGGUAACUCAAGAUCAUCCCUUUUUUCCUCUGUGCGGUAAGGUUGGUGAUGAUGGCUUAUCUACAUCAUAACCCUUCAACAAUUUUUUCUCUGACUCUGAUUCUUCAGAAGAGCCAAAACCCAUCGCAGGCUUUGUGUUUUCUCUUCUAGUUCCUCUUUCAUUCUGUAGAAUUCGAUUUUCCAAUCAAUUUUUUCGUGUGUCUCUCCAUACCCAUUUUCUCCAAUUGUUUUUGAAGGGUUUUCAGUUCAUAUUUCAUGUGCUUUAAGUUUUGUAUGAUUUGUUUCAUCUGGGUUUAGAUAAAGACGGCCCCUUUAUUCCUAGAAUUUAAGUUUAUUUUCUAAAUUCUGGGUCAUUGGUCUUGUCAGAUAAUGGUGGGAUUUCGGUCGUUUUCCUAGUGUUUACUUUUCUUUUUGUUUGUUUUUCUCUCUUGUAAUUAUUUAAAUAGUUGGUAACAGGAAAUUGUUUGUGGUUCUGAGCUACGAAGGGUCAAUUUUAUAUUUUUUUUCCAGGUUUUAUAAAAGACAACAAGUAUUCUCGACAUUAUUAUUGGUGUGUGUUUUUUAGUAUCCUAAAAAAGCUUUGGAUUAUUAGUUCAAUCUUAGAGGGAAUUUAGAAUUGUAAUUGAAGUUGGAAUAGCUCAGGGGUUGGUGAAAUUGGGUUUAGAUUCCAUCAUAUUUUUUCCUGUUUUAUUUGAAUUUUUAUCUGUUUUUUAGGUAGAUUAUAAACUCUGAAUUGCUAGUUGAAAUUGAAUAAUUGAUAUUAUAUAGGUUCGAUGCAAACAAAUAGAUAGGAUUCUG